AAUAGACACAAACUAUUGUAAGAUUUUAAUAAAGACCUUUGGCUUUUGGCUUACAAUAAAAUUCUGUAAUCUUGCUUAAUCAAAAUACUUAAUAAUAUUCUUUUAAGCUUUAACUUUAACACUUGGUAAGAAAAGAAACAUUUUAUUUUCUCUGGCUAAAGGCUUCUAAAAACACUUCAGCAAGUGCGAUGAAGCACUUUAAGGCUUACAGCGUACAUAUCUUUACAAAAGUAUCACGAUCAGUAAGAAUUUGUUUACCAAAUUAAGUGGUGUGUUACUAUGACAACAUUACGACUACAGUACAUUGAGUGUAUCGUGUUAAAUUUAUUAGAAAAAUGUCUAUUUUUAAAGUUAAGCAAUGGUGGUCAAAUGAUAAACAACAAAAUGAGCUGUCCAAUGAUGGAAUGCAAAAUGCUAACUGUCUUAAAAUAGAUAAGUUUAACUCUCACUCCGACAGCGAUUGUAUUAUUGUCGGUGAAGGAUCAUUAUUAAAAGUCUACAAACCGAUAGAGCAAGAAUCAUCAAAUACUUUAUUAGAAACUCAAUUGAUUGACAUUGUCCUGCAAAUAGAGACUGGAAAGUUUACUGGAAAUACUCAAGAUCGUCAGAUAAUAGUUUUGCAUCCGCAAAGCUAUGAAAUAUAUCAGUUACAAAGAAAGGAAGGCCACAUGGAAGCCGGUGAUCAAAACUAUUUUGAGCCAAUCAUGAAACAUUCUUUCACGAGAAAAGCAGAUAGCUUGACAUGCGGCCCCUUCGGUAACAUUAGGACGCGAGAUUUUAUCUGCAUACAAAGUUUGGACGGUAGUCUGAGCUUCUUUGAUCAGGACACGUUUCUGUUCAUGUGCUUAUUUAGUGACGUCAUUAUACCUUCACCUAUUUGUUAUAUUGCAAGUAGCGAUACCUUCGUCAUUUGUAAAUCGACCUGGCUACUGGAAAUAUACAGUUACCAACAGCUAAGAGAAUUUAGUGAGCUAAACUUGAGACAGAGUAAAAAGAAUAUUCCGCAAUGGGUUUACAACGCAGGCGAAGAAAUUUCACGAGUGCAAGUAAUUCAGACUAGCAGUAACUUCUCAAGUAUAUUAGCAUUAGGUGAGAGACAUGUCUACUGUUUCCAAGACAAUGGGCUGAUGAAGUACAUGAUAAAAUUUGAUUUUAUCCCGGUCUGCUUUUAUGCCUAUCUGAUAGGGUGGUACUAUGAGCCAGGAGCUCGACUGCUUGUAAUGGUGACGUCUGAUGAUUCCAAAUUAUUUAUCUAUGAAGGAACAACCUUAUUGUGGUCUUGUUCCUUGUUAAGUCCAGCGAUAUGUAUAUCCAGAUGCUUCUUAAAGUCCUUACCUGGUGGUCUGGUCACACUCUCGAGUAAUGGAAUAGUCAAUGUUGGUUACAUAGGCACCGAGCCUGACCUCAACUCAAAUGCUCCAACAAUGAUUAAUGACGUCACUGAUCCGGAACAAGUUCAGGCUGAAUUGGAAGUAGCCGAGGAUUCUUUAAGAAAUAUAUUAAACAAUAAUGACGAUGCAGACCAUAGAAGAUCAAUCGUGGGCGAGAUACUCAAAAUAAAAGCUGAUGUAGGCAAACCAGUCCAAAAUUUAUUUCAGGAAUUUAAUAACGAAAAUAACGAAGCACUUCAUUUAUUGAUGUGUCCAGUCGUGAUCAUGCUAUCGUGUGACGAUCCUAAGUAUAUUCAAAGUGUUCAAGUGACUUACAUUUGCUCAUCACCGUUUUCGUGUUCCGAAUCAACAGUAUGUUUGGAUGGUGUUAAUGGUACAGAAAUCAUUGAGAACCAAGUGUUCCUAACGUGUGAAGCUGAUGUAUCUGAGAGUUGGGUCAAAAUAUUAUUUUCUGUAACCGAUAAUACUGGAAAAAUUGUUGUACUGAACAGGAAAGUUUUGCUGCCGCUUAGUCUUUACUGCACACUUUCUGAAACUGUUCCGGAAAGCCGCUACAAGUUACGCAUUCAAACAAAUCAUUCUUGCAUAGAAUUUUCAAAGAUAUUUACAGACUUUUCCGAAGAUGAGAUUAAGAAACACGGCGACAUUUUAACAUUCAUGUACAGAUCUACAAAACGGACUGUCACAAUAAAAACGGAUGUUGAACAAUACUCAAUGGAGGCGGAUGACUUCACUGAAAUAACUUCAAUUCUAGACAAUUUUUUAAUUCGAUUGUCAGAUCACUACAUAAGAAUGGGCAUCAAGGAUUUCAGAUUCCAGAUAAAACUUGACAAGGAAUUUGUAAAGCAACUUGUUCAUCGGUUCCUAAAAUGUGUUGAAAUGCAUGCUAAGGAACGGAUCAAAUUGAAAGAUUUGGAGGACGAGCUGAACGUCCGUCAGAAACAGUUUACAUUGGUGCAACGAAGGUUAUUAGUACAAUAUGGUUCUUUGCCACCAGGAGAUUGCGAUCCCUUGGAAUAUCUUAUGAAAGACACACAUCAAAGUCUCAUUAAAGUAGUACACCAAAUAAUAGACUGCAAGGAGGCUGUGUGCAGAGCAGGCAGUAGCUUAACCAGUGUGGGUCAUCUCAUCAUUUAUGUUUUGAAGCAAUUCAGUCAAGAUGACUUAAAGAUAACGCUGGUAGAAGAAAUGCUGUCACUGGGUUCACUUUACGAACAUUAUCAAGAAUGGGAAGAAGCUGUUACUCAAGCUGUAUCUUAUAUUUUGAAUAAUUUGUUUAAAAAUACCGAAAAGGAUAAAGAAAAGCUAGCUCCUGUGACCGAACAAGGUAUUUUGUCACAUAUCAACCUAAAAAGGUUCGUAAAGCAAAUGAAAAUGAUACUUGACAAAAUGUUUAGCGAAGCAUUCGAGAACGAUGACGCAGGAAAGACUGAUGAUAAAGUGACGCGGAUUGAAGAAUUAGUUGAAGUGAUAUAAUUUAACAAUCGUUAAAACUUACUGCAUUCCCUUUAAAUUUUAAUUUUAUGUUUCAAUAAACUGAACUAUAGAAACA
Molecule: messenger RNA, 2943 nt
Organism: Trichoplusia ni (cabbage looper)
Lineage: Eukaryota; Metazoa; Arthropoda; Insecta; Lepidoptera; Noctuidae
Gene: BBS9
Product: protein PTHB1
Exons: 11
Coding region: 336-2867 (843 amino acids)
Biological process (GO): cilium assembly
Cellular component (GO): membrane; BBSome
Source: RefSeq, a predicted model, not a curated record